Messenger RNA from Ruditapes philippinarum (Manila clam), 2191 nucleotides. RefSeq lists its product as uncharacterized. Lineage: Eukaryota; Metazoa; Mollusca; Bivalvia; Venerida; Veneridae. The transcript is spliced from 21 exons. Bases 687 to 1958 code for a protein of 423 amino acids. The record is from RefSeq and is a predicted model, not a curated record.
ACAGUGUGAAUAAAGACGAGUUAUGUAUAAAAGUACAUGUGGUUUCAGAUGUCAGUCUACUGUAUAGUUAUGAGGAUCGACCACACUUCUUGCAUCCUAGUCUACCUAAUGAUGCUGAGGUCAAGUGUUUAGCUGGUGGCCCAUGUCAUGUUCUUUAUGAUGUAACACCUGGCAAUGGAAAUGAAAAUGAAUGUGUAACAUUUCAAACCAACCCACCUGCUGGUUUUGUCAACUAUCACCUGUAUUCUUCAUGUGAUUAUUGUACUCCCGGCAAGCCUCACAACGGUUAUUGUACUGUCGACAUCUCAGUGAUAAAUAAUAUCACUGAUAACAACACCAUAAGAAGAUUUUGUUUAUCUGUUGGACUUAAAAGUUAUUCAACAGAGGGUGAAGAGCGAUGUUUUAACAUCCAUGUGAUUGAUCCAAAUACUGACGUUCAGAAAGGUUGUCAGACGCUCGAGUGUAUAAAUGGUGGGUUUUGUGAUGGCCAUGAUACGGCUAAUCCUAUUUGCUUUUGUGGAUUUACAGGACAACAUUGUGAACAAGCUCAAGUCGACAGUCCCUUUGCACAGAACCAGACACAGAGCUUAAUUGGAGACCUUGCACUGCCGUCUGAAAUUAAAUGUGUGAUCGGAAAAACAUGUGGUAUACCAUUCCAAAUUGUUACAAAGACAGGAAUAAUUCCAAUGACAUCAGUUGGUUAUAACGAUCCACAUUUGAAUUUGGACAUACCAAUGGUUAAAGCUCUUGGGAAAUCCACAACCAUAUAUCAAGGACAAGUUAUUGCAAAUCCGGAUGCUGUUGGGAAUUUUAAGUUUUGUUUGCAAGUUAUUACAAAAAGCAAAACAGAUGAUGAAAUAUGUGUCAACGUGAAUGUUUUGAGUACAGCUGCAGAGAAAAUCAACAAGUACUUUCCUUAUUUUCUUCCACCAACUUUGUCAUCAGAUGGUACUGUUCUGUGUUCGACUGGAAAACCUUGUCAUUUUGAUAUGCAUUUUACUUCUGGAGAUCAAUUUGGCUAUGUUGGGAGAUGCCCUAGUUUGAGUGUCACAAGUGAAAACGUAGCCAAGAGUGUUCAUGUAUUUGAUAUUAAAAGACAAACUACCGAGUGUUAUGCUGAUGUGGCUUAUUUAACACCGUCGAAAGUUGGCGAACAUCAAAUUUGUCUCCAGGUGUCUUUACCAGGGAAAAAGGGUGAAAUAAUUUGCUACAACGUCAAAGUGGUUACAGACAUUAGAGGAGAAGUUUUCUCACCAUGUCGUGAAGAGAUUUGUGCAAACAGUGGGAAUUGUGUAGCGGAUUUAAAAUUGGCGCCUUUUAAAACGUCUUGUCGUUGCAAACCAGGUUUUUCAGGACCAAAAUGUGAAACAGAUGAACUAACAAACAGUACAGAUAUUGUAUGUUUUUCAUGCAAGGACCUUAUAGAUCCUUCAUUCUGUGACUUUAUUGAACGCUGCCAUGGUAACCAGGCAUGUUUUGUCGAGAGCUAUACUUUGGGUAAUGGUAAAAAAUACUACAGGUCUGGAUGUAAAGAUAAACAGAUAUGUAACCAACACAGCGUGGCAUUCAAUGGAACAAAUAGCUGUCUUCAGUGCUGUGACAACAGUUUUUGUAAUGCUCAAGGUUGUGGUGGAUUAGCGUUGCCGCCUCGUCAGUCACGAGGUCCACUAUGUCUCGACUGUGCUCGUGUAAAAGAUCCGGUAGAUUGUGAGAAAAUAGCAUUUUGCUCUUCUGGUGAGUCAUGUAGUAUCGAAAAACUAAAAUGGGGCGAUGCAUAUCUGUACCACCUCGGAUGUGAAAGUACACCUCAAUGUUCCUUUGAAACUAACAGUAGGGCAAGUGAUGUACAGUUUGAGACGAGGUCUAUGUCUGUAUGCCAUAGUUGCUGUCACGAUGAUUUUUGCAACCGGAAUUGUACGACAAAACAAACAGACACACAGCAAAUAUUUGUUGGAUAAACUAUGACAUAUAAUGAAUAAUCACAUGUUAUUUAUGCAGUUAAAGGUCUUUUUUACGUUUUAAUCAGAUUUAAUCGGGUAAUGUUUGAAUUCAUGCAGUACUAUUAACUGGUAAAUGGCGCUCAAAAAGGUAAAAAAUUAUAUGAUUUGUAUGUAUUCUUUUAUUCAAGUUAAAUUUCAAAUGAAGUAUUUUAGUUUUCAUGAGCAUAGAAUUGUAGUGUUAAGACAGAAAA